AAAGGAAUUAUAAAAUGGAAAGGAUUAGGCAAGUGGUAUUACUGCAGCCAAGGGACUAACACAUAUCCAUGGCUGAAACAAGUCGAAGUAACAUACAAUACAAUUUUUUUCUGGGGAAGAAAAAAGGGGUGCCCUGCGAUAUCCAAAAAAGGUGAGAAAGAUUUCGAAAAAGAAUAAUAAAAGGGUGUGUAUCAUGAUCAACAUGAGAACAGUGUAUGGCAAGUGGCAUCCCACCAGCCACUUACUCUCGCAACACACUAUUACACUGUUGUAUCUUUAUCUUCAACCCUACAUGUCCUCUCUCAUUUAGAGUUCUCUAAAACCACCAGUUUCAGUCGCCGUAUCUUUAUCUUCAUCCCUACAGCUCCUCUCUCUCUCUCUCUUUGCCUUAUUCUCUAAUGCCACCAGUCCCAGUAGUCGUAUCUUUAUCUUCUUCAUGAUAAGUAUGAGACCCCCUCUCUCUCUUCAGGCCGCCACCAGUUCCCACUACUGUAUCUUUGUCUUCAUUUUCACACCUUGUCAAGAUUCUCUCUCUCUUAACUCACCUGUCUCCAUUCUUGAAUCUUUCAUCUUCACCCUCACACAGAGAGUAGGCCGGGUUUAGUAUGUUUUCCUGCGUCUUUAUCUUCAUUCUCACACCACAUAAAGACUUCCCUUUAAUCUGCUCCCACAAGUCUCCAAUUUGCGUUCUUGAAUUUUUUCUUUUCAGGCACGAUCCUCAUGAUCCCUGCUAUAUAUAUAAAGAUCGUAAGGUUCGGGUUCUAUAUAUAUUUAUCUUAUCCCCUUCCAAGUUAUACAUGUUCCAUUGCAUUUCUCUAGCUAUUCAUAUGUGAGCGUUUGCAUGUCUAGUUACAGUUGACAAAAUGGCUGGAACCCUAAGCAGUGUUCAUUUUCAUGCUAUUCCGGAUGUAAUUCUUUCCAAUAUAUUUUCCUUGAUCACUGAUAUUCGUACCCGUAAUUCCAUGUCCCUUGUUUGCGUCAAGUGGCACUUGAUAGAGCGAUCCACUCGCACCUCUCUCACUCUGAGAGGCAAUAUCCGUGACCUCUUUCUCCUCCCAACUUGCUUUCGAGCUGUCACUGAUCUUGACCUCUCUUUCCUCUCCCCUUGGGGCCACCCGAUUUUUGAUUUCUCUUCCAACCCUAAACUUCUUGCUCAGCUUAUCCGUAGGGCUUUUCCCUCUGUUGCUUCUCUCACUGUUUAUGCCAGGAAUCCUUCAACUCUUCAACUUCUUGCUCCCCAAUGGCCUUGUUUAAGCAAGGUUAAGCUCGUUCGCUGGCACCAGAGAUCACCUACGGCUCCGGGUUCUGAAUUUGUUGCACUGUUUGAGCAUAACAGUUCACUUGCUUGGCUUGAUCUGUCCCAUUUCUACUGCUGGACAGAAGAUCUGCCACCAGCCCUCGAAGCAUACCCUUCCAUUGCUGCUUCUCUAACCCAUCUAAAUAUCCUUACCCACUCUUCUGCAGAGGGAUUCAAGUCCCAUGAGCUUCUUGCCAUUUCCGCUGCCGGCCCAAAUCUCCGCGAAUUGCUUGCAACUUGUGUAUUUGAUCAUAGAUUCAUUGGUUUUGUGGGAGAUGAAACCCUGCUAUGUCUUGCUUCAAAUUGUCCUCGCCUUUCCAUUCUUCACCUUGUUGACACUGGUUCCUUAUCUGAUGCCAGGGGUGACCCGGAUGAUGAUGGAUACACUUCUGAGGAUGCUAGAAUCAGCCAUGCUACGCUUGCAGACAUGUUUGCUGGAUUGCCAUUGCUUGAAGAAUUGGUUCUUGAUGUCUGCCACAAUGUCAGGGAUACUUGGCCAGCAGUGGAAGUGCUUAAUUCCAAGUGCCCAAGACUUAAAUCUUUGAAGUUGGGACAAUUUCAUGGAAUCUGUAGGGGAAUAGAUGCUAGGCCGGAUGGGAUUGCUCUUUGCAGCAGAUUAGAAUCAUUGUCAAUCAAGAACUCUGCUGACUUGACUGAUUCUUGCCUGAUAGCGAUCUCCCUUGGCUGUCCAAGACUGGCCAAGUUUGAGGUCCAGGGUUGCAAGAAGAUCACUGAAAUGGGGAUGAAUAAAUUGGCCUCUAUUCUCCAAAAAACAUUGAUUGAUGUGAAAAUCUCUGGUUGCAAGCACCUAAAUGCUGUGUGCUCCUUAAGGGCUCUGGAGCCAAUUCAAGACCAGAUACAACGAUUGCAUAUAGAUUGUGUGUGGGAAAAUGUUGAACAGUUUGGAGGGGGACCUAGCGUUUCAGGUGAAUCUGCUGACCGCAGGUACUUCCCGUCAGAAAAGAGAGGUGGUAUCUGGGAAGAAACAAGCUCAAGGAAGAAAAGCAAGAAUUUCAAUGGUAAUGGAAAUGAGCAUUCUUCUAGGACUUGGGCUCGGCUAGAGUUUCUUUCCCUCUGGAUUCCUGUUGGUGAGUUGUUGACUCCAUUGAAGUUGUCAGGAUUGGAGGAUUGCCCUGUCCUGGAGGAAAUUAAAAUCAAAGUUGAAGGUGAUUGCAGGCAUCGACCAAGGCCUACAAAUGCAUUUGGGUUAAGCACUCUUGCGUGCUAUCAUCGGCUUUGGAAGAUGAGUUUGAACUGUGGAGCUGCAAUAGGGUUUGCCCUGACCGCCCCUUCUGGGCUUGCGGAUUUAAGUCCUUGGGAGAGAUUCUACCUGAAAGGGAUUGGUAACUUGAACCUGACCGAGCUUGAUUAUUGGCCUCCACAGGACACUGAUGUUAAUCAAAGAAGCCUCACUCUCCCAGCAGCUGGAUUGCUGGCUCAGUGUGGGAGGUUAAGGAAGCUAUUUAUUCAUGGCACAGCCAAUGAACAUUUCAUGAUGUUUCUGUUGAAAAUACCAACACUCAGGGAUGUCCAGCUGAGGGAAGAUUAUUACCCUGCACCUGAGAAUGAUACUUGUACAGAGAUGAGAAUAGACUCAUGCUCUCGAUUUGAGGAUGCCUUGAACAGGCGUCGGAUCCCUGAUUAGAGAAUUGGGGGAGCUCUAGAUACUGAACAACCUGCAAUGCUGGAGAACUCUAGAUUAAUAACUGCAAUUCUUUCUCAGGCGAGUGGGAAGUAAAUAAAAUUGAAAGAGCAGUUGUGUUGCAGAUGGAUCAGUAUGCCCCCAUUUGGAGUGUGAAUUAUGGAAAUUUGUAGAUAAAUAAAUGUAAGCUAUUUAGAACUGAAUAAUGAUCUUUGCUUAUUAAAAAAAAAAAAAAAAACUAUUUAGAACUGAAUAA
Molecule: messenger RNA, 3195 nt
Organism: Hevea brasiliensis (rubber tree)
Lineage: Eukaryota; Viridiplantae; Streptophyta; Magnoliopsida; Malpighiales; Euphorbiaceae
Product: F-box/LRR-repeat MAX2 homolog A-like
Exons: 1
Coding region: 864-2942 (692 amino acids)
Biological process (GO): SCF-dependent proteasomal ubiquitin-dependent protein catabolic process
Cellular component (GO): SCF ubiquitin ligase complex
Source: RefSeq, a predicted model, not a curated record